GUAGAAAAAGUAACUCCAUCCUUAAAAGCUCUUUGACAUUCUGUCAGACUGCAUACUAUCAUGUGUGACAGCUCCUGAAUUUGACAUGUUGUACUUGGCUUUACUAGUGACAGUACAAAAAUGCUACCAAUUCAAAAAAAAAUUUGGAAGUGCCUUUAUUUCCGCAGUCAUUUCAUCAGGUCUUCAGUACAGAUCACAGGCCAGUGGAGACACAGUUACAUGCCAGAAAAAGGUAAUAAGAACAUGCAUGAAGUCUUCCAGCUGGAAAGGACAGAGGGAUUCACAUGAUUGUCAUCUUCAAGUUCAUGUGACUGGCGUAAAGGGAACACACAGAUACAUAUGUGAGGAAGUGAGACACAGAGAGCAUGUGUUGCUGAAUGCUCUCCCUUGUGUGUCUCAUGUAUGUGUAAAGACUUUAGCUUUAGGCAACUCUGCACUGUGAUUUCCUCUGCCUGCCUAAUUUAUAAGAAACCCUUUUUCCUGCUUUUUUCUGUGCAUGUUGGUGCAAAUCCUCAAAUGUCUGAACACCCACUGAAAGUCUGAGUUGAGUGUGCCGCUUGUUACUAGUAGGCCAGUUAGAGACCAUGCAAGGUGUUGAGUGCAGCAGCUCUCAGCACCCUUUGGACUUCGUAUUAAGUAGCUGUGAAAAAUUCCUUAAACAAAGUUUGUGCUUCAGUAAAAGAGGUCAGAACGGACGGUUUGUACCUCUUUAUUGGAUUAGGAAGCAUUGAAUGUUAAUUAUAAAGCUGCUUAGUGAAAUGCUUGGGCAACCGUAAGAAACGGUUAUAAGGUAUUCCAGUCAUGCUGCCGUCUUGUCCAUGCGUGUUUUCCUUCUGUGAAUGGUAAUCCUACAAUGAACCUCUCAGUGGGGUUCUGUUCAUACAACAUUCACUUGUUCAUCUAGAGAAAGAGGUUUUGUCUGCACACACAUGUUGGCAGCAUUCUGCAUGUUUGCUAAUCCUGGAUUAGGAUUGUUUUAGUGCUGCACCAAACGAGGAAAAUCUGCGAUGUGCGAUAACAUUGUUCCAUAUUAAUAAGACGAUAUGACUUGCAAUAAACAAACAUAAAUAGAUCUUGCCACCUCAGUUUACCAACUUUUUUAAAACGUUCACACCUGCCUAUCUUUAAUUUGACUUUGUGGUGAAUAUUGAUUGAGUUGACCAUGUGUAAAAUCUGGGGUCAUAGGUAUCAUCAGUUUUUAACUUAAAAACUAAAGAAGGGGAUGUCAUGUCCAUUUUUGCGUUCAUUUCUUCAUGACAAUCUGUAGAGCGAUGUUUCAAGUGCAUAGCUUGAGAAAUAAUGUAAUUAAGUCCUGAAGUUUUGUCAGCUCAUUUAGACGUACAUAUGGUAUUCUAUGUUUGUGUUUUUUUCUAUUCCGAUAUUCCACCAUCCGUAAAACUUUUAUUUUUCAAACUACGUGGCAAAUUUUUCCCCCUGUGAUUGGCACCAAUAGGAACUGUAAUUUUACACCAUUAUGUAACUUUUUCUAUUAUUCUGUCAAAGCAGGUUGUACCACUGAAGACCAUAUGUACAUAUCAACAAACCUGCAAAAUUUCAGGACUUUAGCUAAGUUAGCUGUCAAGUUUCUGCACUUCAAGCAUUGCAAAACUUGUCUUUAUGAAUUUUGAACUCAAAAACUAAUACUUAUGACCCGAGAUGUUACACAUGCUCAACUCAAUCAAUAUUCACCAUUAAAAAAAAAUAAAAAAUCUGUCAAAUUGAGGAUAGUUGGACGUGAAUUGAGGUGAAUGAUUCAUAUUGAGGUGUGUUUGUUCCCUAUGUUUUUUGGCUUUGAACAAAGAAAUGCAGUGAGUUAUUUUAUCGAACACAUAGAAUGUGAAUACCCAACCAGUUAAAUAAUUUAAAUAAUCAUUAUUGUUAAAGGAAAUUAGACUUUGAUGUACCCCACUCCCUUUAAAAUAGUUUCUACUGAACUCAACAGAAAUCUUUUAACAUUUUCCUCACUCUUUGCUCCAUCCCCAACCAUUGAACUAACUGACCAAAUCAAUUAAAAUCACACCAAUUAAGGGCAAUUGACGGCAGGCUGGAGAUUAAUCCAGGUGUAAAAUGGUGUGAAUACGUGGCCCAUGUAUCCGGGGCUCCGUGUUGACUUGCUGAGUGUGAAUGCAUGCAAUGUGUAAAUAUAAAGUUUUUCCUAUUCAUUGCAUUUCAGGCAGUAUUUUGAAAUGUGCUUAUUGCAGAUCUUCGUAUCGUGAUGAUGAUGGAAACAAGAUUUAGCAGUCAGCUGUGGUUGUUCUGUUGAUAGAGGUUGAAAUGCAGCAUCAUUCAUUGUGGAACAAUAAGCAAAACUCAAGAGACUGUCAACAACACACUGGGCAAAAUUAAAAUUAAUAAUAAUGGUUUGGCAGUUUUCUCUGUACAAGGAUUUCUGAUUGAGAAUUUACAAAAGAUCUUUUCUCUUCAGCACUCUGAUAUGGUGUGUUGAGUGCUACACAGCUAGAACACAGCUCAUGGAAAGAGAAGCUGCUUUUCUGUAGCGCAACAGUCUGUGCAUAGCUGCUGCCACGUGCCCUUGUUUGAAGUUUUACGCUCAAAGUUUGUUGAGGCUUUUGCAAAUUGUAACACCGUAUUCUGCAUAAUUUACAGAGUAAAGUCUCAUUCUGCACUUUGUAGUAUCUCAAUCAAGGACACUUUUUUCUUCACCUAUACAUUUUGGUUUUCUUUUGUCCCAUGUCUCUUCUACCUUUUCUGCAUUGCCCUGUGGUAUACCGACCACAAGACAGUGUGGUGAGACCCAGUAGUACUUUUCUUCACUGCCCAUGUUGGCACAUUACUGACAGCCUUCCAGUGUGAACUACAAGCAUUAAUGCACAAAAUGUUGCAACAACAAUGUUGAUUCUGGGAAAAGGCACAGAUAGACACCACAAAAUCCAUCCAUUCAUUAUCUAUAUACCGCUUAAUCCUCAUUAGGGGCUGGAGUCUAUCCCAGCUGACUUAGGGUGAAGGUAGGGAACGCCCUGAACAGAUCACCAGUCUAUGACAGGGCGACACACAGAGACAAACAAUCACUCUCACAUUUAUACCUACGAACAGCUUAGAAUAAUCAGUGAGCCUCAGCAUAUUUUUGGACUGUGGGAGGAAGCCGGAGAGCACAGAUAAAACCCCCACAUGCACAAGCAGAACAUGCAAACUCCAUGCAGAAAGAUCCCGGGCCCAGACCAGGAGGUGAACCGGAUUUCUUCUAGCUGCAAGGCAAUGGUGCUAACCACAGAGCCACUGAGCGGCCUCCAUCACAAUAUGUUCCUUGCCGCCUUGUCCUUUGCCUACUUUGCCAAGGCUUUGUCUGGCAGCUACAUGAAGAGCACAAUUACACAACUAGAAAGACGAUUUGACAUCCCCAGCUACCUGAUCGGCAUCAUAGAUGGGAGCUUUGAAAUAGGGAAUUUGCUGGUAAUUGCCUUUGUGAGUUAUUUUGGUGCCAAGCUCCACCGACCCAAGAUCAUAGCAAUUGGCUGUAUCUUGAUGUCUUUUGGGACCUUCUUGAUUGCCAUGCCUCAUUUCAUCAUUGGCCGCUAUAAGAUCGAAACAUCUAUUAGAUCUUCAGUGAAUUCAACCAAUAACCUCUCUCCAUGUCCAGCAAGCUCACCUGAAUCUUCCAGGGCAGGUGACAGACCAUCUAUACUGCCCUCCAGAGCUGUAGGCUGUGAGCGAGAGUCCAGUGUGUCGAUGUGGAUCUAUGUGUUGCUGGGGAACAUCCUGCGUGGGAUUGGAGAGACUCCAGUGCAGCCGCUGGGAAUCUCCUACAUAGAUGACUAUGCCCAGACUGAGAACGCUGCUCUCUAUAUUGGUUGCGUCCAAACUAUAUCAGUUAUUGGUCCUGUGUUUGGGUACCUGCUUGGAUCACUGUGUGCCAAAAUCUACGUUGAUGUUGGCUAUGUGGACAUGGAAACUAUCACCAUUACCCCUGGUGAUGCCCGCUGGGUGGGAGCCUGGUGGCUCGGCUACCUCAUCGCUGGUGCCAUCACCCUCAUGUCUGCUGUUCCUUUCUGGUUCCUACCUAAAUCACUGCCGAUGCCUGUGGAGAAACACGAUGGCAACUGCACCCCAGAGCAAACCAGGUUUAUCAAAGAUUCCCCAACCAUGGAGCACAAGUUCAGACCGGAGGAGCCGCCUAAUUUACAUCUGAUGGCUAAUGAAUUUGUACCCACAUUGAAGAGUCUCCUUGGAAAUCCCGUGUACAUCGUCUACCUAUGUGUGACCAUCAUCCAGUUCAACUCUCUCAUCGGUAUGGUCACCUACAAACCCAAAUACAUCGAGCAACACUACGGCCAGUCAGUAUCAAAAGCCAAUUUUCUCAUGGGCAUGAUCAACAUCCCGGCUGUGGCUGUUGGGAUGUUCUCUGGAGGAGUUGUCAUGAAGAAGUACAAGCUGGGUAUCAUGGGAGCAGCUAAAUUUGCUUUUGGCACCUCCCUGGUGGGCUACCUCUUGUCACUCCUUUUCUUAGCCUUGGGCUGUGAGAACUCAAAGGUGGCAGGCAUCACAGCGUCGUACACCGGAGCGGAAGGCUUGUCUUAUCAGGAACUUUCUCUCUUCUCUGACUGUAAUUCGGGUUGCUUGUGCUCAAGGAGAGAGUGGGAUCCGGUCUGUGGAGAGAAUGGGAUUACCUAUGUGUCCCCAUGCUUAGCUGGAUGCACCUCCUCCUCCGGCUCUGGCAGGAACACGGUGUUGGACGAUUGCAGGUGCGUGGCGAUGGCUAAUCCCCGACCGGGCAACUUGACGGCUACUUUGGGCCAGUGUCUCCGCAGGGACAGCUGUGACAAAAUCUUUCCAUACUUCAUGGCUCUGUCGGUCCUCAGCUCCUUCAUCAUCUCUCUUGGGGGAACACCAGGCUUCAUGCUGCUUGUCAGGUGCAUUAAGCCUGAGCUGAAAUCCUUGGCUCUUGGAAUCCACACACUGGCCACUCGUACACUUGCUGGAAUACCGGCCCCCAUAUACUUUGGAGCCAUAAUUGAUACAACCUGCCUCAAAUGGGGAUACAAGACGUGUGGAGGAAGAGGAGCUUGCAGAAUAUAUAACACCUCAGCGUACAGGAUAGUGUACCUGGGCCUGACACUGGGCUUGAGGACCGUCUCUUUCUUCCUUUGUAUUUUGGGUUUUGCUCUACUUAAACGACAUAUUAAGAAGGAGGAAAAAAUUGCACUGACCAAUGGAAAUGCUGAGUUGGAGUCGCUGAGGAAAGAGGAGAGCAGCUCGUUACACUGUGAGCAGUUUAUACUGGGCCCGGACUGCAACCCUGACAGAGAGACUCGCUUGUGAGCGAAUCCUCUGUCUCAGCUAGAAAAGCACCUCACAUGUACUGAGCAACGCACACUGUGGACAUUUUUCGUAGCACACAGAGUAUAUAUUUGUACAGGAUUUGUGUAGAUGUGCAAUAUCUGAAAUGGGUAAUUUUUUAAACAAGGUAUGCUGUUGCUGGACUGCAUACAUGUUGGUGUUUUUCAUCAAUGGAAGACUUUUGUAGAAAACAAGAAUGUAAUUGUGCUGUAUUUUCUGUGUUUGUUUUUAUGAUUAAAAUUGAUAAAAUCAAAGCUUGGAUUUAACAUGUAUUAAGGUGCCUGAAUAAGAUGGCUACUACCCAUUGCAUCAGUGUUCAUGGCCUUGCCUACAGUCCAUAUGGACACCAAACAGUAUUUCUGCAGCACACUUGGUUUAGGAACUAAGAAUGUGUCUGCACUGAGACAAAGGCUGCUUUUCAUUAUGCUAGUGUGUCUGCCCUCUUUUCUCACUCGUCUUUGUUGUUUGUGUUCUAGCUCCUCCCAUGAAGAUACGAGGAGUAGGAUGAAUCUGUGUCUUUGGUAUGUUUUUAAGGAAUCGGAAGAUGCUACAUAGUGGUGGAGGGGCAAGGAUUUCUAGGUCACAGGAGCAACGGGGAUGCAAGGAAGCAUAGGUUAUCAUAAUGAAAAGCACCCAAAGUGUUUCAGCCUGUGAAUGAACAAGGCCAACAGGCAGAUCAAAGCUAAGAGCAACACAGGAACAGAUUAUCUGGAUUGCAUACAGAGCAGGAACCAUCGCUCCAUGUGCAGAGGUAGCAGAAAGGUAACUGUAGUGAGGUCACCAUUUCAUACCAAAUCAACCUAAAAAACACAAAUUCUAAUGUUGAAUACUUUCCAGAACUGUAGCUUGAAAAACAAAGAUGCUAGUUUUGUGAACACAAUGUGAUUAUGUUUAUACUUGGCUUUGAUAAUGCCUGAUUGUACAGUGUGUUAUACACUGUCUAUAGUCACCAGUGUGCCUCAUCAUGAACCUCAUUACAUUUUGUUUUCAACAUAUAAUCUGUUUUUGUGUCAGUGUGGUAUCAGUCUUUUAAGCAACUCCAUCGGUGACUUCAGCAUGACGAUGACAAUUUAUUUAUUUUUCAUCCUCAUGCAUUUGCCAUAUACCAGUCAACAAAUGAUACUGCAAGAUGUCAAGUUUAGCUUCAUUUCUAAAAUCAGUCUAUCAAAUUGCAGGUAGGUAGGUAGAUCUACUACUGGAAAGUUGGUGUUAAAAGACAAAUACAUAGGUGACCAAUUGAAGGAAAAAUCAUAGUGUCUUAGAGAGGUGUUGGGCCGCUUCAAUGCUCCUCUCUGAAGCUCUACUGGAGGGAUAAACAGCAUUCUUCCACCAGAUAUUCCCUCAUUUGGUGUUAUGAUGAUAGUGGUGGAGGGCGCUGUCUGACAUGUCGGUGCAAAGUCUUCCAAAGGUGUCAAAUUGAGUAGAAAUCUGGUGGCUGUGAAGGUUAUGACAUCAUUUUCUCACUCAUCAGACAACUCAUGCCCUGUGAAUAAGGAGCCAAACCAUGGCAACAAAAAGAUCUCCAACCUCGCUGGAGGGGUCAAAAGGUUCAGAUUUUUCCUUCAAUUUGUCGUCAAAAAACAAAACAAAACAAAACAAAAAAAAACAGUUUUGUCUGAAUAAAAAGUUUAGAGUAAAUUCAAGCAGAGGUGACACACUUGUGUGACAGACACUUAUUGUUGUAAAAGCAGUGAUUUAGCAUUCAUUAAUACCAUGAAAAUGAUGAUAAAUAACCUCUAUUUGGCAGGUAUAAACUGGUCAUUGUGUGCUAACUGCAGGACAAUAUUGGGGUGCUCUGUUAUAUUAUGAAAAUCGUACAGUCAGUAAAAAAAAUCUUAGCAUUAGUGCUUCUCAGGUUUUAAAUGUUCUUAAAUAACAGUAUUCUUGAAGCCUGAACCCCUGAGUUACUGUUUCCCAUUCAUUUAGAGACUUUAAAAUAUUAUUACAAAAACAUACAAAAGACACUUAAUACAGAAUUUAGUAAUUCAGAGUUUACUACCCCACAAAACACUAUUGUUCAAUGUGUCCUAAUAUCAUACAAUUUGUCUUAUCAUAUAUAUUU
Messenger RNA from Amphiprion ocellaris (clown anemonefish), 7357 nucleotides. Its product is annotated as solute carrier organic anion transporter family member 1C1-like. The transcript has 14 exons. Bases 3130 to 5277 code for a protein of 715 amino acids. Gene Ontology annotation, cellular component: membrane. The record is from RefSeq and is a predicted model, not a curated record. Gene Ontology annotation, biological process: sodium-independent organic anion transport; transmembrane transport. Lineage: Eukaryota; Metazoa; Chordata; Actinopteri; Pomacentridae. Gene Ontology annotation, molecular function: protein binding.